Molecule: messenger RNA, 722 nt
Organism: Pundamilia nyererei
Lineage: Eukaryota; Metazoa; Chordata; Actinopteri; Cichliformes; Cichlidae
Gene: rpp21
Product: ribonuclease P subunit p21
Exons: 5
Coding region: 102-575 (157 amino acids)
Biological process (GO): tRNA processing
Cellular component (GO): nucleolar ribonuclease P complex
Source: RefSeq, a predicted model, not a curated record
AGCAUAUUAGUUGUAGCUACUUGCAGAGGGUCAUACUUCUGUAGUUAGAAGUAAUCCGCUGUUACUAUUAGGGCUAAUUUGUUAUCUGACUUUUGUGUGUAAUGGCGCUCCACUUGAAAGACAAAGAAGCUUACCAGAGACUGAACUACCUUUACCAGGCUGCACAUUGUGUUUUAGCUCAAAAUCCGGAAAAUGUGGAGCUGGCUCGUUUCUUCUGCUUCUCACAGAAGACGAUUGCAAAGCGUCUCGUUCUCAGACAAGAUCCAUCGGUGAAGAGGACAUUGUGCAAGAGGUGCUGCUCUUUGCUCAUCCCAGGUGUAACUGCUACAACAAGACAAAAACGAAAAAACAGCAAGACUCGUUUUACCGUGAUGAGAUGUCUCAGUUGUGGACAGAGGAAGACCUUACUGAAUAAUCCAGAUUACUGUUUAUGGGCAGACCGAGCUGAGGCUCAGCUGGAGCAGCAAAAGCAGAAAGAUUCAAUCACUUCUGCUAAAAAUCAGCCAAAAGACACAAAGAAUGACGGGUCACAGACAUCAAAACUUAGUUCUGCUCCAGGUGCUACCAGCACGUAGCAGCCAUGGCUCUGCUCUAUUUGCUUAACAUACAAAGGACUGUUCUUAAUAAAAGCUAAUAUAUAGUUUUGUUGUGUCACAUCCACCCACAGACUAGAGAAGGUUUUUUUUUUUAAAUGUUAUUUAAAUGAAAUUACUUCUUUUAAU